AUGUCAAGAAUAAGCGGUACCGCUUAUUCCAAUAAGGUCCGAGAUAUGCCAAGGAUGGGUUACCAUAAUAACGUCUCGAAGGACACUGGCGUGUCGAGAGGACAGAAGACCAAACUUGCUGCAGCGGUCAAGAUUCUCCUUAUUGGAGACAGUGCUGUGGGGAAGAGCAGUCUUAUUCUCCGGUUUUCACAGGACGAAUUUCGGAGCGACCUUACGUCCACAAUUGGAGUUGACUUCUUGAUCCGUACGACGGAAAUUGACGGUGAACCGGUGAAGAUGUCUAUAUGGGAUACAGCGGGGCAGGAGAAAUUCCGCACCAUCACUGAAGCCUACUAUCGGAACGCUCAUGGGAUCAUUCUCGUAUACGACAUCACCGACCCAUCAUCGUUCAACAAUGUGAGAGGGUGGAUCAAGAGCAUUGAGGAGCAUUCUACGCGCGGGGUGCGCGUCAUUCUCGUCGGCAACAAGACUGACAUGAACGACCGAAGGGUUAUCAGCAAGGAACAAGGGCAGCAACUGGCUAGCGAGUUCAAUGUCAGCUUCUUUGAAACCUCCGCUAAAGCAGAUAUCAACGUGGAGGAGGCAUUCCAAUGCAUUGCCAGGGAGAGCAAACAACUCUACGACAUGCAGCACUCUCGACAUCGUGAGGUAUCAACUGUUGACCUUGAACAAAAAUCAACUGCUGUCCUUACCACUUCAACUUGUUGCGUAUGA
This is a messenger RNA of Closterium sp. Yama58-4, 714 nucleotides long. The record is from the annotation of a GenBank genome assembly. Lineage: Eukaryota; Viridiplantae; Streptophyta; Zygnematophyceae; Desmidiales; Closteriaceae.